AGAAAGAGUAACUGUACCUCUCUGUCUCCUGCCAGGUCUCAGCCCAGCUUCCAUGGGAGUCGUGCUGCCAGCCCCAGCCCACCCGUGGCCCCGUUGUCCCCUGGGGGAUGCCUACCCACAGCACCAGCCAGGAUGGGGGCUGCAAAUGGGACACAGCCCAUUGCACAGAGCCUGAGGGGAGAUUUCAUAGAGUGGGCAGAUUCAGGAGGUCAUGAGGUACAAAAGGGAAAACAUCGCUGCUCCCUUCAUCUCACGCAUUGCCCCCUGGCAGGGAGCAGUCAGAUCUCAGCCCCCGUGCCCGUGGCUGUCCUGCUCCCUGUGCACUACCCCCCAUCAGCCAGGAGCCCCAGCGACCAGAAGCUGGAGGAGCUGCAGAGAAAGUCAUCCUGGAAGAAGUUAGAGCAGCUCAAGAAGAAAAUCCAGGAGCAGAAGCGAAACCAACAAGCAGCUUCUCAGGAGCAGAAAUGCCUGAUUGCAUCCCAUGCUCGAGAGCUGCUACAGGACAGACGCCUGAAGAGAAAGGUGUGCAGGGUGCCUGCCCCUUCUGCUCCAUGUCCCAGAGACGAAAGAAAGAGUGGCUCAGCACGGGGAACUCAAACACAGAGCCAGAAGCAGCCCUUGUCCUUGCCCAGGUCCUCUUCUCUGGGGAGAACAGCAAUGGGUGAAGGUUCAAAGCUCCCUGGUGCUUCUGCAUGGAGGGAAGGACAGAAGUUAGCCUGGAAGCUGCUUGGUCCACCGCCUGCAUUUCCAAAACUGAGAAGCAGAGCUGAAGAGCAGAGCACUGGAAAUGCCUAUGGUACAGUUGUCCUCUCUGCUACACUGCUUGCUUCUGGCACACAAACAAAAAAUGUGGUUGGCCUUUUGUGGAAUAAAUGGUUUCAAGGUCGUUCUAAGUAAGUGUAAGAGGUUUAAGAGAGAGUUUCAUUGCUCUUGUAUGUUACAUUCUGUACAUACUCCAAGGACUACAAUCUACAUCAUUUGUAUAAUUGGACACUGCCAAAAUUAACAGAUUUGUCUUCUCUCUGCAACACUGAGGAUUUUACAGCAGCCCUCAGCCCCAUGGUAGGAGGUGUGCUGUGAGAUGCACAAAGAUACAGGAGCUGUCUCACCACCAAAGGAAUAACACCACUGCCCUUUCCAAAUCUUCCACAGGGCCCAACACUGCAGUGUCAGCAAUGGAGAACAGCUCCAGAGAAAAUAGAAAAGAACCUGUGGGGAAAAGCCCUGAAUUCCAAAGCAGUGCAGCUCCCCACCACGGCCCUGCUGGAAGGAGCAGCAGUGCACCAACCAAAGGUGCAAAGCAAAUACUCAGGAGCCUCCAUUUACAAAGCCAGUGCCACGAUGUCCACAGGCAGAGCAGGCUCCUGGGAGAUACCAUGGAGGGAAAGGUUCUGCAGCAGCACCACCUGCUUUCACCUGGACCUCAGGACACGGCUCCCUCCGCCUUUAGUGCAGGAAAGAGAAGGGCUGCAUUAAUAACAGCUGGAGCCAAGACCAGCAGCUCUGGAAGCAUCCACAGGGGGAAAAGCACAUCUCCUCAGAAGUGGACCCCUGUGCAGAAAGGGUCUGAGAAAGAAAACCUGAAACAGCCUCCAAAGAGGAGGGUAAAUCUUAGAAAACCUCACCCCUACAGCCGUGAUGUUGUUCAGGAGUUUAUGUGUCGGAAGAAUGAAGAGAGAAAGAAAAAAAACUGGAAGAGAAAAAGUCUAUAAUGCAGGCGGUGGAAAUGAGGAAUAAGAGACUGCAAGAAGUAUACAGGAAACAGAGAGAAGCUCUUGGAAAGAGAAAGUGCUCUGAGCAGACGUGCGAGCUCAUCAGGGGAGCAGCUGCUGCCAAAGGAAGCCCUCAGCACACACUUGAGCAAGAGCAAACCAGUGGUGAAACCCUCAAGCACAGUUUCGUGGCCUGGGUGGAAAAAGCAUCCCAUGCUGCAGUACAUCGAGAUCCCAGGGACAGGAAUCAGCUUCCAGAAACUGUUCAAUCACUUACAAACAGAGAGGCAUUACCUUCUGCAACACUACUGACAUCUGAAUCCUGGCUUCCCAGUCCUCUGGAAUGUCAGGACUUGAGGGACUGCUCCCCCCCAGCUCUGGAUACUCCUCCUCUGAGCUUUUCCCCUCCUCAGAAAGAUACAAAACCACACUACAAGAACUCAAGUUCUGGCCUCUCUCCAUAUAGAAAUAAAUGGGAAAAUAAAUGGGACCGAGUGAAAGCCAUACACAACCUAUCCAAGGAGCUUGCAGAAAAGAUUGAGAUGGCAACUAAGAGGCUGAGUGCAGCAAGCAGUGGUAAAGAUUCUGCUGGUAAAGUAUCAGCAGAGAUAACCUGGGACCUCUUCAAUGAAUCUUCCGUCCCUGAGCCAGAGGCAUCCAAAGAUGAGCAGGAUGGGACAAUGACUGUACAGAUGCUGCUGGGAGCCCCAGGCCUUGAUGAGUUACAUGUGCCAUCAGACAGGGAAUGUCAUGGACCAGGCAGGAUUAGCCUUGUGGAUAGCACUGAGGGAACAGCAGACCUGGACAGAGAGAAGAAAAUAGCUUCUUUGUGUGGUGGGAGUGCUGUGAGCAAAGAGUGGCCAUGGAUCACCCACAGUAUAAGGCAGAGACGUCCCAAUGCUGGGGAGAGCUUGAGCGGCACGUUGGAAGGUUUUCCAGUGAAUAAAGGCUCUGAAGUGGACAUGAGCCUAUUGCAUGAAAAGCCAAUAACCAGCCCAGCCUUUCCAUCUCACGGAUUCCUUGCUAGAAGCCUGCAGACAGACCCUGCAGCUCAGAGGUGUGGGGCCGUUCCAGCAGCGCAGGAUCGAGGGGCAGCUGCCCAAUGCCAUCCCUGCACGGAGAGCCUGAGGACAGCAGGCAGCCACGCACUGCAGCCCUGCGGAGCUCGAGGCAGCACUGAGCAGCACUGCGGUAAGGGGAUGCUUCCAUGGGGUGGGUGUGUGGUUAUUCUGUGCCCCCCCCCAGUCUGCUGCCUGUGCUACUGGGAGAGAAUCAGCAGCUAGUAUUACUCCCCUAAUGUCACGUCCAGUUUCACUGAUACACUCUGCUAGAGAUGCAAUAGGAGUGCUUUGUCUUCAGUGCUUCACUGUCUCGCACAGGUGAAAUCAGCAGAAUGUCACCUCCAUGGUGUGGUGGCAGCCACAGACUGCCCUGAUGGAACAAACCUCCCUCAGAUCUGAGCCAUCUCCAUCCCCUUGCGGCUGCAUCUGAAGGAUGCUUUGCAAUUCAUGCCCCAUAAUUAAUACAUUGGAUAGGCGUGGGGUGUUAUCCGCCUUGUGCAGCACAGAGCACUUGCAGGGGGUGGCAAAGGAUGCAGACUGAAUGAGGAUGCAGACUGAAUGUGUGCUCGAGCGUGCUGCAAGCCAAGGGAAGGCCAAGGGAAGGGUGGGUGCAAAGUGCCACUUCUGCUCACACCAGAUAUUUGCAUAGAAACAAGGGGAAGUUUGUUGCUGAAAGGGUUAAGCAGCAAACAGCAGCACGCAGGCCUGCUCUGGCUGGAGAGAUCCCUGCUUGCUUGCAACAAACAGCAGCAGAUGGUGCAUUGUUUUAAGGGCUUUUCUGAGACAAAAGAACAAGAUCAGAUAACCUUUCCUCAAAGAGGGUACUUACAAAAAGCCUUUGCUCUUAUUAAGGAUUCUUCAUUGUUUUCCCCACAACAUUUUAUAAGUAAUAUUGGAUUUUGAGAUUGGUGGGGAAGCCAGCAUUGUUUGCUGCGCUUCUCUCCGGUCCCCGAGGACCACACGGGUUCCUCACAGGGUUGGACAGAAGUGCAUUGUCCAAAGUGUUUACCAUCAACGAAAGACAUUGUAUUUAUUUACUAUUAAUAUGGAAAGGCCCAGUUCUGGAAGCUAUGGCAGACAGACAGCCCUCUGCCCGCUGCUGCCCCUGCACAAUGGGAGCAGCUGCCUGCUGCCUGCGCCAGGAGACACCUCCACCUUCCCCGGGUGUCCAUAGGAGCUGACAGUGAGCUCAGCCCGAGGUCUGACCGUGAGCCCACAGCCCCACGACGGCCGUGAUGCUGCAGAUGAGGCACAGAACUGUCAUUCUGCAGACAAUGUCCUCCUGAAAUAUGGGUCACCGGUGGAUCUGUUCCCCACUCGUAUCUGGAAAAGGGUAUUCAGACGCAGGGCUGCAUUGUCUGCUGUCAUGCAUCACACAGCAGUUGCUUCUGUUCUCUCUCACAGGACACAGAAGUUGCCGUGCACACGCAGCGUAAUGAUGUGUAAUUACACAACCGAGGCAAAGUAUAAAUAUUUACAUGUAAAAGGCACAGGCAUCACCUAGCUACUAAUUGCUGUGCCAAAGAAAUUACUUCUUCUCUGUUGUAAACACGUUCGGCAAAAGGACAACUAGCAUUUUCAGAUAUAGUAGAAUACAUGAAACUGAUGUUCACGAACUAUUUGUAACUGUUCACUGCUUGAGUGGAGCCAGUGAGCCUGUCCUGAACUCUUGAAUUUUGUUUUUGAGCACAACCAGUAUGAAACCCCAACCUGUAAAUGCCAUCUGCACGUGGACUACGAGUGGGAAAGCCCACUUCAGCAUGCCAGGCCCUCAUUUCUUCCUGUUGUGUAUCCAAGAGACAAGAUGUAAGCUGAGAAUUGCCAUUAAACAAGUCUUCUCUGAGUGCUUCAUCUUCCACAUAGCUACUGAUUGAGAGCUGUUGGCACUGGGAAACCAAUGGAAUGCUGCCCAUCGUUCUUAAAAUGCAUAAUCUUAACCUGGAUCAUAAAAGGUGUUUGUUCAUCUCUACGAUCUUUCCCCUUAGCUGCUGAUCCACGUUCUGUCUCACAUCACUAGAGGGAGCUGCCUUCUUGUUUGUGGGAGAGGGAGGCGUGAUGAAGUUAAUGCCAUCAGCACAGGAGUGUAGCAGCGUGGAUUCAGCCAAUUGUCCUCUGAUUGAUGGCUCAGAGAUAAGAGCUCUUCGUGUUCUGCCACAAAAUGCACCGCUUCUUGUAGUUCCCAAAGCGUGGGUGAGCUCCACCUGUAAAGUCACCUGUAAAACGUUGCCACAAAGCAUGUGGAUAUGUGUAUUUCUUGCUCUGUGGGUCCAGUGUUGCUUUGCCACACAGACUGGGGCUGUGUUACCCAUGCUGGACAUGCAAUAGGCUGAGCGAAUAUAAUAUAACAGAUAAGACUUAGAAGGGACGUUUCACAGAAAGUCAGUGUCUGGUUAGGUCCAGGUUCAGGCCCAUCUCUUGCUAGCCUGUGGCAAGAGCUGCUGACUUGCUCUGUAUGUGAGAUGUCACACACGGAUGGGUCAAUAGCAGGGUGAUGUAUGGCCAUGUGCUGCAACAUCUGGCUGGAAGCUGAACUCUGGCCAACCCCGUGCACCAGAGGAUUUAGAUAUAAGCACGAAACGUGCAGAGGACAGGAGUGGCACUGGCCACAUUAAUCCCUUAGUCCAGCAAGCAGCUCCCCCUCAGUGACAAGUGGCAUGCCAGAUGUAUUUAUAGAAGAGAGGAGAAACUGCAGAUGUGGAAAUACAGAUUCUCCAAGGAACUCAAGGAUGCAGAUGAGGGCAUUGAUUUUCCUGGGUAAAAAAGUGUAGCUCUCAAGAUUAGAGUCUCUUACUUAGGGAUUGCUCUUGGCUCAGGUCUUGCUAAAGGAAGGAUGAACAGCUGUCCUACUUGGUGCUGCACAUCUCAGUUGUGAUCUGGAGUCUGCAGACCUUUGUAUCUCUGCUCACCUGUCAUCACUACAACUCAGUUCCUGCACACCAACAAAGUAUUGAAACGCCUGGCUGGCAUUUCACCCACCCCAUGCCUGAAGAGUUCAUCAAAUAAUAGGUCAGUGCAGUGAUGAUUGAGAGAGAAAGACUGCCUUGCCUUGGGUAGCAAGUGGUCUCUUAGUGCUGGGUCUGUGUCUCCAUUACAGGAGACCUUUGUGGACCACUGUCACCCCACCUCCAUAGACAUCCAGGGAACGAUGCAGUAAAAGUUGUGCUUCCAUCUGAAGUAGCAUGGAAGUAGUUUGGUAAUAACUGUUUUGGACUGAUUGCUGACACGGGCAGAAAGAGGAAAAGCUGUCCUUGAGUAGCGCAGCAGUAAGUGCUUCUGCCUAGCUUCAAGUGAUUAGAAAAAUGAGACUUUUAGCCCAGCUUUUUUAAUUACAUGUCACAGAGAUUCUACAGGGCUUUGCUGAGAUUCUGCAGGUGCAGCGGAAAUUGAUUUAAUAAAUAGCUUUUUUUUUUUUUUUAAAGACAGAGUGUGCGUACAUCGAAGCUAUCUGGAUAUGCAGUAAAAUGCCAUUCAUCAUAAUGGAAGAGGACGUGAAUUCUAGCCAGAUGGUAUUUUCUUUAACACAGGAUGUUGUAACACAAUGAAUGCAUCUGGCAACAGCCUCUGUUAGGAAAAUGAUGUCCAAGAGGAGUGAAAACAUCUCAGAAAAAACUUUGUGUUCACUUUGAGAUCAAUUCUGGUGGUCAAUCUCUGAAUGGAACACCAGUAACAUCAUUCAGUCUGAGGCACAAAUGGAGAAUACUUCCCAGCUGUAAACAAUGCCCUGAUAGAUUCCCAUCGUUCACAUGUUGGUAUUGAAAGCUACUCAGACGAGUUAGCACCGAUAGAUCUGCUCCGUACCUUCCCUUUAUUUAUUUGGUUUGGUACGACAUCACCUUAUUUCUCUGCAUUGAAGGGGCCACCCUCGUGUUGAGCUUUGUCUUUGGUAGCUGUGAGCAUUGGAUAGUCUGUGUCAGACCCCCAGAGUGGGAAGCGUGAGGUGAAACCGAUAGUUGUUGAAGAACAAACCUUCUGCUAGCCGUGUGAUUGCUGAACCAUUCUGUAUGAUUUUGCCUUUUCAAACGACCACUCAGAACUGGGAGAUGCACAUAAGCAAAACUGAACCCUGCGUGUUGUGGGUUUAUCCUGGGAUGUGGGGCCAUUUGGAUUCAGGCAAUCUGAACAUGGAUACAGAUUAUAUCUGAUGUUACCGAGUCAAACCUAUUUCUAUUUAUGACCCACACUUCAAUUCAUUUAUGACUCUGGUUGCUGUGACAGUGGCACAGCUCAGAGUAAACACUCAACCUGUUUGCAUAAGCUUAGCAAUUCAUCUGAGAAGCCUAAGGCAGCCAAGAACAUAUCACUGGUAAACAUUACAUCACCUAUACUGUAAAAGACAGACAAGAGAGUCACAAUAAGGAAGUAGCAGGGAAACAGGCGCACCUGGAACAGAGUUGUUUUCCCCACAUAGAAGCAAAGGCUUUUCUCCCCCGUGACAAAACAGAGACAUCAAGGCUGCAGCCCUGCACAGGGAGAGGCUGCAGGAUGGAAGGCACACGUGAUGCUGUUAGGGCUCCCCCAGAGAUCACCAGGUUGGGAAGCUUUUCUUCUUUUGUAACCAGUGGAUCUGAUUCCGUUCAUGCAGUGAAGGAGCAGAGUGACAAAAACACACCUUCUGGACUUCAGACCAGAGAAUAGUUAGGAACUCCUCAGUCCUGCUUCCUGGCACAACCCCCCCGAAUCCAACCCCCUGCCCUCUCCCUACUGCUUGCAGGACUGUCUGCUAACAGAUUUCUUGACAGGAUGGAGGUAGAAACGAUUUCCUUCUUAAAUAUAUGCAGAGAAGCUGGUCUGGGAAUAAAGGCAAAUGUGAGAUUUGGGAGUCUUCCAGUUAUAGGUCCAGGAAGGAUUCAAAAGGAAAACACAGGUACAAAAAUGUACAUAUCACCCUCCCCCUUUCAGUAGUCCUGUUUAUGUCCAUGUGUUACAACUCAGGAAUGUUUUGAGAAGCACAGCCAUGCCUGAAAUGCAGCAGAGCUGGGAGCCUUGGCACCCUGCUGAAAAUAUCCUGACUGCUCACAAGAUGUUCUGUGCCCAGCUGUGACCCAGCAAGCCACCCCUCCUGGCAGAGCACCUGGCAAAUCCCUGAAUCUCCAUAGACUUUGACAGCAUAGGAAUGCAUUUUCAGGACAGCAUCCCACUGGAAUCCAAAGCAAUCUCCUUCUGCUGCCUCCCUCUCCUAAAUUCUGAUACUUUCUUCUGCUGGCACCUAUUAAAUAGAGUAUGGAUUCUUUUUAUUUUUGUCAAUUAAAUGUGGUGACUGUUAAC
This is a messenger RNA of Meleagris gallopavo (turkey), 8038 nucleotides long. NCBI's taxonomy places the organism in Eukaryota, Metazoa, Chordata, Aves, Galliformes, Phasianidae. The record is from RefSeq and is a predicted model, not a curated record.